AUGGCAGGCAACAUGGGCUCAGCUAUUCUGAGCGGACUGCUCGAUGCGACACGGUCGCAAUCUGAUCCGCCCAUCUUAGGUUUCAUUGCCAUCACUGAGACUGCUGAGUCUGCAGACCGUCUACGAUGCCGGUUUGAGCAAGAGAAUUCGCGGCUACUGGUGCGCCACGGCCGUGGCUCCAGUGUUUGGGCCAUGGAGCAAGCCGAUAUUGUCAUCCUGGGUUGCAAACCACAUAUGGCAGAGCUUGUUCUUGGGGAAGAGGGUGUCCGUGACGCUCUCAGUGGAAAGUUCCUAAUCAGUGUCCUAGGAGGCAAGACGCCCCAAGUACUCGAAAGCUAUAUACACAAGAAUGAUGACACAGGCCGAGGGCCCUAUGUUGUCCGCGCCAUGCCCAACGUUGCGGCACGAGUGCGCAAGUCAAUGACUAUUAUCGAGCAUAAUCCCACUCUUCCCCACGACUUAGACGAUAUCCUAAGCUGGAUAUUCAGUCAAAUCGGGGAGGUUAAAGUUCUGGAAACGGAUCAGUUUGAUAUUGGCUCCAUGCUGGUUGGGUCCUCAAUGGCCAUUCUGUCUGUAGCAUUGGAUGGAAUCCUCGACGGCUGCGUGAUGGAAGGGAUACGGAGGUCCGAGGCAUUGGAAAUGGCAGCACAGAGCCUACUAGGCAUGGCCGAGUUGCUGCGUCAGGGCGAGCAGCCGGCAGCCUACCGUGAGGGUGUUUCCUCACCCAAAGGGGCUACUAUUGCAGGAAUAUUGACUGUCGAGAAAGCCGGCGUAAGGGGCACAUUUGCCCAGUCAAUGAUAGACGGGACACGGAGGUUACAAGGAUAA
Clonostachys byssicola is the source of this 828-nucleotide messenger RNA. Lineage: Eukaryota; Fungi; Ascomycota; Sordariomycetes; Hypocreales; Bionectriaceae. The record is from the annotation of a GenBank genome assembly.